AUGUCUUUCCCUCUCACUACUGCUUAUAAACAAUUUGUGAAGGCUGGUCUGAUUACCCACCUGGAUCAGCACGACAAGCCAGCAAAUCUACCCGGUUAUGUUGAGAGAGAAUCGGAUGUCCUAGCCAAAUAUUUGCAAGAGAGAUUAGGAGAUGCAUUCAAGGAACAAAUCGCGCGAAUCAACCAAAACCAAGAUUCUGAGUUGUUCAACAUACCUGGUUAUGGCGAUGAGGAAAGUGCAAGGCAUUUUCUGCAGGACAUCUUAAGCAUAGCCAAAGACAAUGGUGUUGAUGGGGCGAGCUCAGCUUUAGAUAAAAUAAAUGAGGUUCUACCAAAGAGCUUCCCACCUGCCAACACUACUCUGCCGGCCGAUACAACUCCCCCUGCUAAUACUACUCCGCCGGCCAAUACUACUCCGCUAGCCAAUACUAUUCCACCUGCCAAUACUACUCCACCUGCCAAUACUCCUCCGCCGGCCAAUACUACUCCACCUGCCAAUACUCCUCCGCCGGCCAAUACUCCUCCGCCGGCCAAUACUCCUCCGCCGGCCAAUACUACCCCGCCAGCCAAUACUACCCCGCCAGCCAAUACUCCUCCGCCGGGUAAUGCCAUUAUCUCUGGGUCUCGCAUCUAUGAUCCUAUCAAUAGAUCCGCUGUGGAAUAUUGGAAAACCACGACUGUAACUGACGGCAAGAUUACCAUACUCGCUCAAAAGCAGACAAAACGCCCCAGUAGAUCUCUUUACUCAAUUGAUGGCAAGCAAAGCAGUUAUAUUGUCGAGGUUCAGAAUCCCGUCACCAGAAUUUAUAAGAGAAAGAUCAUGCCUAUCGCAUAUGUAUCCCAUUUGCUCCCUCAAUGGAGACAAGCAGAAAACCCGAUGAUAUUGUACACCUACACCGAGGACAACAAAAUAGAAGAAGGAGAAAUGAAAAUGGAAGGUGGAAUGCCAGCAAAAAAAAAGAUCUUUAAGAGAGAGAUAUCAGGACCAUUGACUAAAUUCCAUUGGUUUGCAUGUCGUGAUUUUCGUGAGGCUGAUCAGGACACUGCGUCACGCAAUCCUAUAACAGAAUGCUGUGUCGAAUUCCUGAAUGAGGAUGGACCCCAGAUUCUACUUAUGAACGAGCUUAAGAAUAAAUUCAUGCAAAGCUGGGAGCUGGAAAGCAUUAUUAAUGAAUCGGCUAAGAUAGAUGAAAUUCCAAGUCCUAAGAAUAGGACACCGCAAAAAUAUAGUGAGAUAAAUCCGUUUUAUCAUGAACCAGAAGAGAUUAUCGACCCACUCAGAAGACAAGCAACGACCUGGCGUGAGGUCAAGGAAAGAUCCUAUGCUGCUGGUGCCACUACACCAAACCGAGCUAUGCCGAAUAAUCCCGUUCAAUAUAGCAUGAUUGCUACUGGAAAGAGUGGCCAACCAGCGGAACAGGAUAUUGAUAGAAUGAUCUCUCAAAAACUAGCAGAGGAGAAGAAAAACACGGAACUUCGUUUCCAAAGAGUCGAAAGCAAAGUUGACAAACUUGAAGACAGUUUGAGUGAAAACACUCUGUAUCUCAGACAGAUUCUCGAUUUGUUGAAGGGGAAAUCCACAACGGAAACAAGUGGUCAUACUGCCGUUCCGAUCAGCGAAAAAGUAAGAAGUACACUGGGAAGUCUUACAAAUGGGUCAUUGGUAAGAGAGGAGACGCUACCUCUUUACGCUUCCCCCGCGCCUGCAUAG
Messenger RNA from Aspergillus chevalieri, 1710 nucleotides. RefSeq lists its product as uncharacterized. The record is from RefSeq and is a predicted model, not a curated record. The coding region runs from base 1 to 1710 and encodes 569 amino acids. The transcript has 2 exons. Lineage: Eukaryota; Fungi; Ascomycota; Eurotiomycetes; Eurotiales; Aspergillaceae.